UGGACCCUUCAAUUUUUUGGCUGUAUUUAGUGGGUGGACUGGGGGUGAUGACUGAUGAGUCUAUCCCAUUUCCAUCUCUCAUUGCCUCACAACUUCCCAAUCUUUCUUCAUUUCUAAUUCUAGCCAUGGAUACCCUGUCAGGCUCCGUAUCCACCUUCAACAUCCCCAGCCUUCAUCCCAAAUCUCACCAUCUCAAGAGCCAUCUUUCUCACUUGAUUGCAUCAACUAGCACACCAAAAACUCCUAAGGUAUCAAAUAAAGCCACCAUUUUUACUGCCCACAACAACUUCAUUCCUCCACUUGUUAAUUCUUCUCAAUCAGCCUUACCACUCAAACAAUCCUCAAAGCAGCCAGAAUCCCACCACAAGGCCUCCAGUACUGGCUACGCCGUUGCCCUCUUAGAUGUAGCACGAUGCAAUAACGUGCUGGAAGUAGUGGAGAGGGAUGUCAAGAGGCUGUCCAAAUGGCUUUGCAAUGACCAACUCAGAGCUAUAGUACUUGUCAACCCUUGUGUGGAAAAGGGAGAAAUAUUAAAAGAGAUUGUCAAAAAGGGUAAGUUUCACAAGUAUUUGGUGAAAUUGGUGAAGUUGUUGGUUGAGAAAAAUAAGGUGGAAAUGCUGAGUGAAGUGCUGAUGGAAUUCGGGAGGUUUUAUGAUGAUGUGAGUGGGUCGGCUAAUAGUCAAGUGGUGUUUGUUUCAUGUGGGGAGAAGAUAGAGGAAAACGAAAUACUGGGAAUUGCUAGGACGGUGCAAAAGCUUAGUGGGGCUGCCAAAGUGAAGGUGAGGCAACUUGUUGGCGAAUUGCCAUCAAUAUCAUUUGCUCCCUGACUUCUACUUGAUGAGGUUGUGAAAGAAACUACGUAUACAUUAGCUAGCACUUCCAACUUCCAAGGAUUUAGCCUUCAAUAUAUGUAGGCUUCAGUUUGUUGCUUGCUUUAAAAGACAUCAAAAACUAAAUUUAGAUACAAGAACUGGUCCUGUAAUCUUGAUAUUUGUGUUUAAUGUUUUGAUGAUGUAAUAAUGAAGCAGCCAUUCUUAUGACUCUA
Molecule: messenger RNA, 1045 nt
Organism: Sesamum indicum (sesame)
Lineage: Eukaryota; Viridiplantae; Streptophyta; Magnoliopsida; Lamiales; Pedaliaceae
Product: ATPase, F1 complex, OSCP/delta subunit protein
Biological process (GO): proton motive force-driven ATP synthesis
Molecular function (GO): proton-transporting ATP synthase activity, rotational mechanism
Source: RefSeq, a predicted model, not a curated record